This is a messenger RNA of Aureococcus anophagefferens, 912 nucleotides long. RefSeq names its product inositol phosphatase (gene XPB1). Gene Ontology annotation, molecular function: fructose 1,6-bisphosphate 1-phosphatase activity. Gene Ontology annotation, biological process: gluconeogenesis; fructose 1,6-bisphosphate metabolic process; fructose 6-phosphate metabolic process. The record is from RefSeq and is a predicted model, not a curated record. Lineage: Eukaryota; Pelagophyceae; Pelagomonadales; Pelagomonadaceae. Gene Ontology annotation, cellular component: cytosol; cytoplasm. The transcript has a single exon. The coding region runs from base 1 to 912 and encodes 303 amino acids.
AUGGCCCAGCUCGCGCUCGCGUGCAAGGCGACGUCGCGCGCGUGCGCCAAGGCGGGCAUCGCGAACCUCUUCGGCAUGGCCGGCGACCAGAACUCGAGCGGCGACGACCAGAAGAAGCUGGACGUGCUGAGCAACGACAUCUUCGUGACGGCGCUGCUCAAAUCCGGCAGCUGCUGCGUGCUCGUGUCCGAGGAGGACGAGGACCCGAUCAUCGUGCCCGAGGCGCAGGCGGGCCGGUUCUGCGUCGCGUUCGACCCCCUCGACGGGUCGUCGAACAUCGACUGCAACGUGUCCACGGGCACGAUCUUCGCCGUCUACGAGAAGAAGACGCCGGGCAAGGUGGGCUCCGUCGAGGACGUGCUCCGCGUCGGCUCGGACAUCGUCGCCGCGGGCUACUGCAUGUACGGCGCCGCGACGGAGCUCGUGCUCUGCUUCAAGGGCGGCACGGUGGAGCGCUUCGCCCUCGACCCGAGCCUCGGCGAGUUCGUCCACACGCACUCCAACGUCAAGUUCCCCGCGGGCGGCGGCAAGAAGAUCUACUCGUGCAACGAGGCCAACUCCAUCUACUGGGACAAGCCCAUCAAGGAGGCCUGCGACGACUUCAAGAAGAGCGGCUACUCCCAGCGCUACGUCGGCUCCAUGGUCUCCGACGUCCACCGCACGAUCCUCUACGGCGGCAUCUUCCUCUACCCGGCGGACGUCAAGUCGAAGAAGGGCAAGCUCCGCGUCCUCUACGAGGGCUUCCCCAUGGCGCUCCUCGUCGAGCGCGCCGGCGGCGUCGCGUCCACGGGCAUGUUCAACGGCUCCGUCCAGCGCAUGCUCGACCUCGUCCCCACGUCCAUCCACGAGCGCUGCCCGGUGAUCCUCGGCGCGCCGCGCGACGUCGACCUCGUCCUCAACCGGUACAAGUAG